AUGCUACCUCUGAGAACAGUCAUUUGUCUCAUUGUAUUCUUAUGCAUCGAGAUUAACAGUUCUUUGUCAUUGGAUGCCCCGUGUCACAAUGCUAGAUGGAAUACAAACGGAAUGACUAUUGUAGACAAUUUAGGCAUUCUCGAUGACGGAAUGCAUGAAAUGCAUCGUCUGGUUAUUGCCAUGGACACCCAAGAUAACCUGAUAGUUGCAUCAGAUUUUACCAUACGAAAAUAUUUUCUCAAUGGUACUAUCGAAACACUAGCUUCCGGUGUUGUUGCUGAUUCAAUGUUUAUUGAUCGUUUUGAUAAUAUCUACUACAAUUUUGAGUAUAUUCUUUAUAAAUUAGAUAAAAAUGGAGAAACAUCUAUAGUGGCUGGUUUAUCACCUGGAUCUGAUCUCGAUCAAUUGUCCGAUGUGAGCGGUAUUUAUGUCGACAAGCAAGGAACAGUCUAUAUUUCUGAUAAAGGUAAUAAUAGAAUAGUGAAAUAUCCACUCAAUGCGAUAACCGGUACGAUUGCUGCUGAUGACCAACUUAACAAUCCGUUGGGAAUAUUCAUGGAUGAAAAUCAGAACGAAAGAACACUCUAUGUUUGUGACACAAAUAAUCAUCGAAUUCAACGGGAAGGAAUAUCGAUUAUUGGAAAAGGUGUUCAAUCGAUAUUUGAUGAUUCAUUCAAUCCACACAACAUAUUUGUUGAUUUCCAUGGUAUUGUUUACGUAUCCCAUGCAAGAGGAUUAUUCAGAUGGUCACCAAUACAAAAACGUGUGCAAGUUGUUCUGGAAUGGGAAUGCCCACACUUUUUUGACGAAUGGACGGAACAUCCUGUGUCUUUUACUUUCGAUUCGGACUGGAAUCUCUAUGUCACAGAUAGAGGAAGUGGUUCAGUCAAAAAGUUUCUUUUUGAUAGAAAUUCCUGCGAAUAA
Adineta ricciae is the source of this 924-nucleotide messenger RNA. The record is from the annotation of a GenBank genome assembly. Lineage: Eukaryota; Metazoa; Rotifera; Eurotatoria; Adinetida; Adinetidae.